Molecule: messenger RNA, 768 nt
Organism: Lachnellula hyalina
Lineage: Eukaryota; Fungi; Ascomycota; Leotiomycetes; Helotiales; Lachnaceae
Exons: 3
Source: RefSeq, a predicted model, not a curated record
UUCCCUAGCUAUCAAUCAUCACUCUCUUCCAUACUCAAAUUCAAACCCAAAUUCAAACUUUUAAAUAUGUCGUCUAAAGUUAUCCUCAUUCUUGGAUCCGGCGCCAGAAUCGGUGCGAAUGUAUCUCGCGCCUUCGCCGCCAAAGGCUACAAAGUAGCUCUCGCAGCCCGCUCCCUCACAGAAGCAGACAACACGUCCUCUGAAAUCCACAUCCAGGCCGAUUUCUCCGAUCCCAAAUCCGUUAUCAGCGCAUUUGCGAAGACAAAGGAGUUAUUAGGGACUCCUAGUGUUGUGGUAUACAACGCCGCAGCAGCAACCAUCGUCCCGUCCCAAGACCCCCUAUCCCCCUCCCUCACCCUCUCAGCCUUCCAGUCCGACCUAAACAUAAACACAACCAGCGCCUUCGUCGCGGCCCAGCAAGCUGCUCUCGCAUUCGCCACUCUAGCUGAGCAUACCGAUGCCGCCAAGACGUUCAUCUACACGGGCAAUAUCUUGAACGAGACUGUUAUUGCGCCGCUGAUGAGUUGUGGGGUGGGGAAGAACGCUAGUGCGCAUUUUGUGAAGACGGCUGCUGGGGCGUAUGGAGAGAGGGGAUUCAAGUUCUAUUACGCGGAUGAGAGGAAUGCGGAUGGGUCGCCGGCUUAUGCUGUUGUUGAUGGGGAGGCGCAUGGGAAUUUCUAUGUCGAGCUUGCAGAGGGGCAGGGGCAGGGGCCUUGGCAGCAGACUUUUGUCAGCGGGGUGGGGUAUAAGAAGUUUGCUGUUGCUUGA